This is a messenger RNA of Mauremys mutica (yellowpond turtle), 3579 nucleotides long. It is a transcript of the gene CCDC33, whose product is annotated as coiled-coil domain containing 33. NCBI's taxonomy places the organism in Eukaryota, Metazoa, Chordata, Testudines, Geoemydidae. The record is from RefSeq and is a predicted model, not a curated record. Gene Ontology annotation, cellular component: peroxisome. The coding region runs from base 371 to 2854 and encodes 827 amino acids. The transcript is spliced from 21 exons.
CCACCAAUAGGGCUGAGAACACUUAUUACCUAGGCCCAUCAGCAUCCUUGGCAUAGCAGAGCGUCUGUGCUCAAGGACCCUGGAGUACAGGCUCAUUGCCAUGGGGAUGUGUGGGAGGUGUCACCUCCUCAACUCAUUCCCACCCCAGCCAGACUCUCAGCACUGAGCAGAGAGAUUGGGUGUUUUGUUUAGACCCUGCACUUCCAGCCUCCCACCAGCAGGGAAGUAGAGCUCCUGCCUUCUCCUGUGCUGCCCCCUGCUGGCUGACUGCCCCUUGCCUCUCUCUGACCAGCUCCCUGCAGAGAGGUAGCAGGGGAGUUUGAGAGGGGGAGGAGGUACCUAGAGCGCCGUCCUCUGUCUGAAGCCAAACAUGGGAAAAGCUUCCCAGGUAUUAGAGGCGCCCUCUGGAAUGGAUGAGGCCGUGCAAACUUCAGAAACCAAUCAUUGGCACCUGGCACACUCUGGGAAGGAAUCCAUCUCUGUCACUCUGCACAGUGCCAGCAACCUGCCAGCCACCCAGAAGGGCAAUGUGCCAUGGCCCUAUGUCACUGUUAAAAGCAGCUCGGAUGUUGAAAAGAAAAGGGAAGCCCAGGGGGUGACUCAUGUGUCCUCUGAGCCUACACACUCUCCAACCUGGGAGGAGAAGGUGACUGUGGAAAUUGAUGCAGAAGAUGCAGGCCAUGAAGCUGUGAUCCUGACUGUGGCCAACAAAAUCACCAAGGAGGUGCUAGUGAGCUACAAGAUUCCUGUGAGGUACCUCCGAUUGUUCCACCACUACCACUUGAGACUGGUGCUGUCUGGCACUCAGUCCAUCCUGUGGUUUUGUCUCCUCCUCAAACAGCCGAGGAAGAAGGACCCCUUGGGGACAAGUCUGUAUGCUACAGUUGUUCGUAAAGGCAGCCUCAUCCCGCGUUAUGUUGGAAUGAAUUACACUGGCUUGGAGGUUUUCCUCCAGGGAAUGAAGAAUCCUCUAGCAGAUCCCCAAGGUCCUAUCAUAGCCAUUGCCAGAGUGGUGAACAACUUUAAUGCAUACAGAAAAGCCAUGAAGAUGCGGCCCUCUACCUCUCCUGCGGCUGAUUUAACCACUGUCAUGUUUCCAGACCCCUCCAUGGUGGCAUUCGAUGUUCUCCGAGUCACCAACCAAGGAUAUCCCCAGGUCACCCAACCUGGUGGACCCCCAGAGAAACCAACCUGGAACUCCUCCUUCCUCUUCCAAGGCAGGGAUGGGGCCACCCUCUUCUCAGACGAUAGCAGCCUGGUGAUCGAAUACUAUCCGUACAAAACAAUGUCAGAAACAGAAGCUGAGAACAAGUCAAAGCCUUUGGGUUACUCCGUGUUGCCCCUAACCAACCGUGUGUAUCGGAGUCUUGUGGCAGAGAGCAACCGGAGUGGGGUUCGUGUGGAUGAUGUUCCAGUCCAGGGCACUAAUCUGAGAACCACAUCUGGUGCUGUUCCAACCGUUCAACUCUGCAUGCAGCUGAUCGGCUCAGAGAGACCGGAUAUGUUUCUCACACUGUCCAUCACUGACACUCUUCCUAACCUGGAUCCCAAACUCCUGGGGAAGAUUGGGGCGAUCAGAGAGCCCUGGGCACAAUCUUCCUCUCUUGUACCAUAUGCUUCCGUCAAAGGGGACAAAUCAAAGUUAGCACUUCAGCCCCCGGACGAGGUGGCCCCCAUUGAGCUCGAACGCAAAAAGUCCCAUGUCAAUCUGUUGUUGCUUAACCAAGAUAAUGACAUCUCCCUCCCACCCCAUGAGGCUGUAGCUGAGAUUCUGCCAGAUAAGCAAAUGCUCCUAUAUGAACAGGCAGCAGCAGACAGUGAUGUGGAUGAUGCGGACAUGCUCAGAAGAACCCAGGAUGUGACCAGGUUCCAUCUGGAUCAGCAGGAGCUAGAAAAUUACCGUACGGCCAUGAAGAAGAUGGCGGACGAUAUCCUGUCUCUGCGCAGGCAUGUUGCCAGCCUGGAGGCAGAGAACAGCACCCUGCGCCGCAACCUGAGCAUGCAUGAGGAAGUGGGCCGCACACUGCUGAACGAUGUGGACGUGGAUGUCAUGACCAAGGUGGAGAUAGUCGACAGGAUAGUGGCCCUCAAGCACAAACUGGCUACUGGGACAGUGGAAAUGAGCAGGAUGAAGGACCGGGUGCAACAGCUGCAGAAUGAUCUGAUCCGGAAGAAUGACCGGGAGAAGGACCUGGUGAUGCUGCAACGAGCCCAUCAGCAACAGCAGACAGUGCUGAGGAAGUACCAGGAGAAAAUCACCAAGAUGAAAGCCCUGGAGGAUACUGUACGGCAGCAAGAGAGGGUGAUUGAGAAGAUGGAGCACAUGCUGGAGGAGAAGGUGCCAGAGGCUGCUAGGACCUGUGAGCAACUGUUGGCUGAUAGCUUCUCCAAGGAGUUCUACUCCACCCUGUUAGCUGAGAACAUGAGACUGCGGGAGGAGCUGAGCAGAGCCCACUACCGCUCUUCCCCCAUCAUUCUGCAGCAGCAAGCCUUGCCGGACAUGUUCUCCACCAACUCAGAGAAGCUGUCUUUGCUGGCCAAGGUGGAGAAGGCGCAAGGUCGCAUUCGUGUCCUGGAAAGCCAGCUGGAGGAGUCUGCGAGGAAAUGGGGGCGGGAGAAGCAGGACCUCAGCACCCGGCUCCUGGAGCAAGAGCACGGCUUUGGGCGGUCGCCCAGCACCAUCCUGCAUGAUUUCUCAUUGGUCAGUGACAUGCCUGCUGUGCCGGCCAACCCACAAGCUGGGCUCUUCCAGCUACAGUCCGAUUCGUCCCAUACUCAGCUAUUCAGCUGCUCACCGUCCUGCCAUGGCCACUGUCCAUCUGGUUGGUGUAAGAGCCACGUUACUGGUCUCUAAAAAUGUCCAUCUAGUUUUCCUUAGCCAAAGAUUGAUGGCCGGGACAGGGGACCAUGUAAGGGCUCAGCACUCUGUCUAGGGCACAGAAGUUGCUCAAGGAACCUCCCCUCCCCACAAGCAUAUCCAGGCUGAAAGUCUCUUUGGUUUCUGCUAAUAUACUGUCAACAGACCCCGGUCGUUGGCCCGUGGGAUUGAACCAGAGACCUCUAGAGCUUAGUGUAUGAGCCUCUACCACAUGAGCUAAAAGCCAGCUGGCUCUUAGUGAAGGCUGUAGAGCAGAUUCAUUUUAUAUCUCCCUCUAAGUGUUCUCAAUGCCACUAGAUGGGACAGAACACCACACCCAGGAGGUGUGUGGGUUACACUAGCUCAGUAUCACACCCCUUCCACACACUCCCAGAAGGGGAGGGGGGAAGAGGAGAACCAGGCAGAGCAAGCCAAGGUGGAAGACGAGCAGGAAAGAGAGUGGAUCCUCAUAGCCAGCCAGUCCGCUGCUGGGGGAAGGACUGUUGGGUUGACUCCACCCAUCUGCACCACAGAGGCAGCUCAUUGGUCUAAAUUUUGGUGCCUGAACAGCUGGUCACAACAAAUUUCUGAGUCACCUGUGUCCCUGUAGUGUGUAGGGUUGGGACAGAGCUACUCUCCAUUAUCUGACCCGCCCAUGUGCUCUCUGGACUGCAGCAGUCUCUUUUAGCCUACACACACACACACUCUCUCUCUCUCUCUCU